CGAAGGCAACUAUUAUCAGCUAAUGCUGUACUCUUUCACAUGGCAGACUUCAAGUUGAAAAUGAAGUUUCCUCAACAAAGGAAACCAGACCAACGUUGGAUUCUAUAUGGCCUAGAAUCACCGAAACGCACUAAACUUCCUUGGGACAGAAUAGAGGGGUUGUUCAACUGGACAAUGACAUAUCGGGAAGAUUCAGAUAUACCAGUAAGAUAUGGAGAAAUAUGUAGAGAGACGUCGUCGGCCAGUCAGAAGAAUCACGACUAUUUACAAGGGAAAAAUAAAGAUACUGUGUGGAUUGUAAGUCAUUGUUCCACACCAAGUAAGAGAGAAAAAUAUGUUGAAGAAUUAAGAAGAUUUAUUUCUGUAGACAUUUAUGGCAGAUGUGGAAAUAAUGUUUGUCUCCCUUCUCAGUCAUCAAAGUGCUACGAAAAACUUUUCAAAGAAUAUAAGUUUUACUUGUCAUUUGAAAACUCUAUUUGUAAGGAUUACGUGACAGAAAAGUUUUUUAAUGCACUGAACUACGACAUUGUACCAGUCGUAUUCGGAGGAGCAGAUUAUAGAAGUUUGGCUCCUCCAGGGGCGUUCAUUAAUAGUUUGGAUUAUCCAGAUCCAAGGAAACUUGCAGAGCACUUGAAGCUUGUUGGGUCUAACAGUACUUUAUACAAUGAACAUUUUCAGUGGAAGGAUAAAUAUAAAAUUACCCUUCAAAGAUGGAUGUGUGAUCUGUGUGAGAAACUACAAACAAAUUCUACUGUUUCUAUUAAGUUUAACUUAUAUCAAUGGUUUGUUGAACAAGCAAAUUGUAAAAUUUGGGAUUCUGAUAACAACUUCAGAAAUCCAGAACUCAGUAAAGAAGAGCUAUUAAUGAAGCUUGUGGAAACUACAACUCGGUGA
This is a messenger RNA of Limulus polyphemus (Atlantic horseshoe crab), 894 nucleotides long. Its product is annotated as alpha-(1,3)-fucosyltransferase C-like. Lineage: Eukaryota; Metazoa; Arthropoda; Merostomata; Xiphosura; Limulidae. The coding region runs from base 40 to 894 and encodes 284 amino acids. Gene Ontology annotation, cellular component: membrane. Gene Ontology annotation, molecular function: alpha-(1->3)-fucosyltransferase activity. The record is from RefSeq and is a predicted model, not a curated record. The transcript has a single exon.